This is a messenger RNA of Verruconis gallopava, 3478 nucleotides long. RefSeq lists its product as uncharacterized. The coding region runs from base 91 to 1284 and encodes 397 amino acids. Gene Ontology annotation, biological process: N-acylphosphatidylethanolamine metabolic process; N-acylethanolamine metabolic process. The record is from RefSeq and is a predicted model, not a curated record. The transcript has a single exon. Gene Ontology annotation, cellular component: membrane-bounded organelle; cytoplasm. Gene Ontology annotation, molecular function: N-acylphosphatidylethanolamine-specific phospholipase D activity; zinc ion binding. NCBI's taxonomy places the organism in Eukaryota, Fungi, Ascomycota, Dothideomycetes, Venturiales, Sympoventuriaceae.
AACAGAUUGCUGCCAAGCGAAGAGGAAAAAAUAAAGAAAAAAAAAAAACAACUGGAGACGUGUCUUUAAUGCUCGCUUGCAAUUCCAUCUAUGGCUGCCUCAGCUCCAUCACACUGGGCGAACAGCUCGGGAACGUUGUUCAAAAACCCAUGGCCAUCCGCAGAGGAGGUCUCAUGGAGUGAGCUGUACGACGGAAAGUUGCCGGUUUCAUGGCAUGAUCGGAAGGCUGGAAACGAAGACAUCAGCGUCGUUAAGCCUGACUGGGGCGAUGCUGCACUUCAAGCAAUCUCUCCAUCCGAGCGAGACUCAGGACGGUAUUUGAUAGGAACUUGGCUAGGCCACGCUGGUGCACUGGCCGAAAUACCGUCUUUGAGUUCCGGAACACACGAGUCUAGGCAAGCCGCCGCCAAGGACAGUGUAUAUCUGGUUUUCGACCCCAUCUUUUCGUACCGUGCAGGGCCAACGCCAUGGACAGGUCCUGCGCGGCUCCGUCAAAGCCCUUGUGGGGCAGAGGACUUGCCCGGUUGUGAUGCAGUCUUCAUAUCGCAUAACCACUUCGAUCACCUCGACCUACCCAGCGUGACGGCACUGUUGAAGGCUUACCCCGGCACCCUCUGGUUUGUUCCUCUGGGUCUGAAGAAAUGGAUGCUUGAGACGGGUGCAGAAGACGAAAACAUCGUCGAAAAGGAUUGGUGGGAGUCGUGGACAGACACCAUCAAAGGGCAGCGCGUCAAAGUCACCAGCGUCCCGGCCCAGCAUAAUUCUGCGCGAGCAGGAUUCGACAAGAAUCAAACACUAUGGUGCGGAUGGGCGAUCGAACGCUUUGCCGGCUCGGCACGCGAAGGGGCAAUCUAUCACGCCGGCGACACCGGCUACAGGCGAUCCAAAGACUCGACAGUGACUUGCCCGGCGUUCAAAGAGAUCGGCGCCAAGUUUGGCGGCUUCGAUAUCUCCUUCAUCCCGAUCUGGCGAGGUGGCACCCUUGGUUUGAUUUCAUACUGGGGCCUGAAGUUGAACCAAAGUGCCAUCGCCAUGGUGCACCAUGCCUACCCAAAGGACGCCAUUGAGAUUCACAAGGAUGUGCGCAGCAAACAUACAAUUCCGGUGCAUUUUGGCACUUUCGUUGGAAGUGCGGAUGAGAGUCAAGAGAGCAUCCAGGAGUUCAGAGAGGCAUGUGAAGCGGCAAAGGUGACGGGAUUCGCAGACGAAGACGUUGGGAAUGGUCGUGCGGAUCUCCUCAGCAUCGGAGGAAGCGGUGUGUUCACUAUUCAGGAUCGAAUUUGAGCUUAUUGCUUCAUCCUGGAUGAAGAUACCUCCAUGGUAGUAAAGAAAUACUUCUGGUCACGACAUAAGAAUAGAAUAUCUAGUUUGAAUAGGUCAGGAGGAAGUUCUAUAUUGUCCGUGGCCGAUACUAUUGUACAAGUACAACUACUCUCGGGAGCGCCAUCGACACUCAACCGAACGAGUCAGGGCUACAUGUUGCAGACGGAAAGAAGAGAUAACCAUGGGAUAUCACGCGUGAAAGGGGGCUUGAGACUUUUAUCCACCCGAUACAAGGAACAGGAAACAUAAAACGCAAUGGAAGACCUAACCAUAACACUGUCAAAUGCCGGGGUCGAAUGUUCCCUGGAAAGCAACUCUUUCGGGCAUUAGCGGAAAAAGGAGGUCACGUCCUUGCUUCGGCGUCGAGCAGCCCUCCAGGCCUUGGCUGCCUUGCUGCCGACAGCAUCGCGUAAGACGGUGUUGGAGCUAUUAGUGCUUUCGGAGCUCCGGCGAUCGAACUUCUUCUCUUCUUCCGUCUCGUCGGCGCGAGGCAGUCCGCCCCAGCCGCUGUUGAGUGUGCGCCUCGAGCGCGCCUCCAACAAGUUCUCAGGCUGGCUUUCGAAGUAUGUGUCCACACGGGAGUUUAGUGCCUUAUUUUUCUCGCCCGCAGAAAAGACAGGGCUGCCGAGUGCUGCGUUGGAGAUACUUGUUUCGCUCCCGCUUCGAGCAAGGUUGCUUCGUUUGGAAUCCUUCCGCGCAACGUUGACGGUCGUACUCAGGCUUGGUGUGCGUGACAAAGGCGUGCUGAUGGAGCUGCUGCGAGAAUGAGGGCUACCCCCAAAGAGUAGAAACUCUCCGUUUUCAAGUGGCCAGCUGGAGCAGAACGGACAGAAGUCGCAGCGAAUUUCCCAUCCCUCGAUCGCUAAUUUUCCCGGACAAGAGUUGAGGUUGCCCCCUGGGAUACACGGCCUCAGGAGGUGGUACCAUCGGUGCUGACAUUCGUUUAGUGAGACGUUCAGCUCUGCCUUACACAUGAUGGAGGAUGCAGGCCGUGGAUGCCGGUCACUUAGUGCUUCUCGUAAAUCUGUAUCGAUCUAAGAUGCAGUCAAGAACGUUCGAUAUCAAGUAGAUAUAGAACGACGACGGCUCGUGCCGGACCUUGGGAUCACCGCUUUUUUUUCUUCUAGAAAGGGUGCUGCUGUGACGUGCUCGGGACCUCGUCCGUCCCUGUCAGCAAUCUGACUGGACAGUCUGUCCGUUGCGAAAGCACGUGGCAAAGAGAUAGGCGGUAUGUGAUUGAUGGGACGACUGCUUCCGAAGAGAAAAGCACGGUCAGCAAAGGCGAAGUCGCACAGGAUAGGCACAGGCGGAACUCUGUAGCAGAUCUUAUUAAAUGUACCGAGCCGAAACCUUGCGGGAGGAAGCGCGGUGCUGGCUAGACAGGCAAGAUGCAGGUAAGGCUGGAAUUAGUCGAGGACCGGGUACCGGGGAAGUAGGGCAGCGGUGACGUGACGGGCUGGUGUGUAAGGCAUGCGAAGUACUUUGCUCAGGAUUCGUAAUGAUAGGCGGAGAAGAACAAUCCGGAUGCGUCCUGCGUGGAGUGGCAAAGGAUAAAAGGGCAACUUCAAGCCUCUCCACAGAUCGAGGGAGCACACACAAACAAGAUAUACAGCCAGUGAAGCAACGCCACCCGGAUCGGCAGGGGCUCUAUCUGAAAUGCCGUGCAACAGCAACAACAAUGAAGCGACGGCGAAGCCUGCGAUCAAGGCUCGGCAGGCCGCGUGUAUGGGUCUGCCUAGUGAUGUUCGGGACGCUGCGGCCGGAGCAGUCAUGGUUACGUGGUCACCACCAAAGCGGCUGACGUCUAGAAAGUCAGACGUGUGGACGCUCAGCUGUGAUUGAUUUCAUGGAACUUUGACCUUGGCUUCCAUGGUCGGAAAUGGUGGAAAGCCAGCUAAGGACAGGCUGCAGCGAGCGGCCCGUUCUUCCCUUGGCCUAGCGCGUGUUCCGGUACCAAGCAGUCGGAGCUUUUGCGUGCAUCCCAUCUUGGAACUCCUUGGGUCAGAGCCUCGGGACAGGCGGUGGGAGACUGAUGAGCGAGCGGCUUCUGCUGCGUUCUUGGACGACUGCUGAAUCGCUGGAUUAUUGCUGUGGCACGGCUAUGGUGUUUGUGGAUGCGCUGCUCACCGUACACAAUCGAAGACGUGCUCUGCUG